This is a messenger RNA of Ylistrum balloti, 1733 nucleotides long. RefSeq lists its product as uncharacterized. Lineage: Eukaryota; Metazoa; Mollusca; Bivalvia; Pectinida; Pectinidae. The transcript has 5 exons. Bases 259 to 1545 code for a protein of 428 amino acids. The record is from RefSeq and is a predicted model, not a curated record.
UAUAUAGAUCACUAAAAACAAUUAAUUAAUUUUCAUACUUCACCGAGCAUGCACAUUAUUUAGGAGACAGUGUAUAUCAGUACUGAAGAUGAGGACACUGUUAAUCGUAUGAGAAAUCAGAUUACCAGCAAUAGUCUCAGAGGUCAUGAGAAUCACAUGGGUCAAAGAGAUUAUACGGUCACAGAGGUCACUGUCUCUGAUUUGUAGUGGAAGACUGACUUCUGUAGUGAACAUCCAUAGCUUUAUCCAGAAACCAGCAUGAAUACCUGUAACGGUUGUGGUGCUGCACACUUAGCGAGACAGGAUCAGCACACCUGUAGUGUGUGUAACAAGGUGUUGUGUGUUUCCUGUGCAGAGAUGCAAGAAAAGCUACAGUUUAUGAGUAGUGAUAACGAACUGUGUAGAGGAAAUAACUGUUCCCUGUGUGAUUUGCUACAUAGUAUCAACAGCGGAGAACAUACAGAUUCCAAUGUUGAGGAAAUUCAAAAUUGUGAGGAAGCAAAACAGUCAAUAUCUGAAACUAAUUCAGUUUCUGAAAGUGGAAAUAACAUUACUACUGAUGCUUGUGUGUCAUUAGAGGACAAUAGACAAAUGGAUACACCAGUCACAACAUUGGACGAGAGUCAACUGAUGAAACUAGAGGCCAGUGCUGAUAGAUGUUGUAGUAAGACAAUGACUGCAGGUCAAGGUGACAAGCUCAGCACUAAAGAUCAAGGUGACAAGCUCAGCACUAAAGGUCAAGGUGACAAGCUCAGCACUAAAAGUCAAGGUGACAAGCUCAGCACUAAAGGUCAAGGUGACAAGCUCAGCACGAAAGGUCAAGGUGACAAGCUCAGCACCACACAUCAAGGUGAUGGUCCUGAGACAUCAAUAGAUAGGGGUGAAAGGGACGUAACAACUGGGACAACAGUCAAUCAGCGAAAACCUCCAAUAGAAAAUCAACCGACAUGUGUCAAUUACGGCUUUAUGAACCAACUAUUCUCACAGAGUGAAUAUAAUGAAUAUGAUCGCAAGAUCAAAUCAAUCAAGCGUAAAGGCAGGGGCCAUGUUAUCGAAGGAAAUGGUGAUGUUGUAAUGUUGUGUAGUGAGGACGACAAGACAGCUGCUUAUAGGUAUUGUGAAUAUUUAAAGACACAGAAGAUGCCAGGACAUCCAGGUGUCGCUGUGAAGGCCAGUUUGUUGGACAACGUGGUACCAUUUGGAGAACCAAUUUUUGCUGGAGCAGAAAGAGCUAUAGCAAAGUUCACGUUUGUAUUUUUGUAUGUGUCAAGACUUUCUAGUAUAGAUAAAAUAUAUUCUUUUUUUAAGGAGAUAUGUCUCUCAGAGACAGUAGAGAAGUUUGAAAAGGAAGGAUGUUUGAUUAUUGUUUAUGCUGAUGAUGUUCGUCCGUGUGAUAUUCCACCAAGGUUCAAACUGCUCAACAGUGUCUAUGCAACUGAUCAAUCAAAAGACACAGAAAAUGCUCUUAUCAAAAAACUGGAAAGCAAAUUCUAUCUAAGAACUGCAAGAGAGAAAAGGUUUGUCGAUGAAUGUUUUGCUGAUUAAAUUUGAAAGCAUAUUAUAAUGUUGUACAAAGGUAUAAUGCUGUUGAAUUCCAGACCGUUAAUUUCGGUAGCUGAAAUUUAUUUCAUUAAUCAUUGACAUGUUAAUAAUUUCAACUGCAGGAUAAGUAAUUAUUUUUCCAUAUGCAUAUAUGUUUUGAUUUUCUUUUUAAAUGCAUACCUAGCCCAACC